Messenger RNA from Polypterus senegalus (gray bichir), 2538 nucleotides. RefSeq names its product chromosome 2 C21orf91 homolog (gene c2h21orf91). NCBI's taxonomy places the organism in Eukaryota, Metazoa, Chordata, Cladistia, Polypteriformes, Polypteridae. The transcript has 5 exons. The record is from RefSeq and is a predicted model, not a curated record. The coding region runs from base 143 to 1015 and encodes 290 amino acids.
UUUCCACGCUUCAAGCAAGCAGAGGCAAACUGAAUCAACAAUAGUUGUACAUGGGUUCGCUGUCGAGAACGUUCUGCUCUAUUUCUUUUUAAAGCACAUUGUUGGCAUUGGAUUUAUACAUUUAAGGCGAAAAAGGAUCAUCAUGAAUGAAGAAGAGCAGUUUGAGAAUAUUGAUCUUAAUGAUGACAAUGUUUGCAGUGUGUGCAAACUGGAAACUGAGACAGGAACAUUGUCAUUUUGUCAUAUAUGCUUUGACCUUAGUAUAGAAGGUGUACCAAAGUCAACGCUGCUGCACUCAACAUCUUUCAGAGGUCACAGAGACUGUUUUGAAAAAUACCAUUUAAUAGCAAACCAGAAAUUUUCCAUAGCCAAAUCUUCUACAAGCACAUACAAAGGCAUGAAAAAUGCUCUCAGCCAAAAAAUUAGCUGGAUUGUACAAUAUGCGCAAAACAAAGAUGCAGUCUCGGACUUGGAGCAAAAAACUGGCAAGCAUGAGCUACUCUGCUAUACUCAGCAAGGUGAUCGGAAACUUGUUCCCCAGAGUGACUCACAAGUGCCUCGUUAUACACCAAGAUGGACAGAGCAGAAUGGCCUCCCAGAGUAUACCAAAGGCAUUUUUGAGUCUAGUCAGUUGAGACUUGGAUUAAUUUCAGGAUCUGGCUCUUCAUACCCCUCAGACAGAAUUAUGUGGCCUGGGACAAAACGGUCUCAGGAAUCUGAGAAACAAUCAGUUGAAUCAAACAGUUCUUUAACUCGAAGAUAUAAAUGCCAUACAAAAGAAGAAUUAACAAAAAUGACCCUUGAAGAUUUGGCCCAACUAAAUGAAAAGCUUCGCUGCCAGAUUCAAGUCAUUUUUGAAGAGCUGGCCCAGGAAGUCCAGGAGAAGGACUCUUUGACAUCAGAACUUCAUGUACGACACAUUGCCAUUGAACAGCUUUUCAAAAACUGCUCCAAGUUGCCUUGGCUUCAGAUAGGACGAGCUAGAAACAAAGCCAGCAAUGCGACUCUUCAGUGAAGACAAUUUUUGACUUUUGGAUCUACAGACGUUUUCUGAUUUUUGGAAUAUUCUUCACAAACUUAAACUGAGUGGGUUUUUGAAAAAGAUGAGAAAAAUUUAAAAAAUUGACAACCAGUUGUGUGCCUGAAAAUCAUAAUUCCAGCAGAUAGAAUGUGUUAAAAGUGGUGGCUAUAUACUAUAAAGACAAGUAAAACUGGAACUUUCAUGUUUUGUUAAAGAGCACGGGCAAAAGAGCACCAGAUCUUUUAAGUUUAGUCCCUGGAUUUGAUACAGUGGAGUUGAAGAUUUCAGUUUCAUCUUACUCUUUCAUGGGAGAAAAAAUCUUCAGGACUAGAGAGGACACUGUGAAAAAGUUACACAAUAUAAUGAAAUGAAAAGCAAUUGAUCAAAUCCUUUGUUAUAAUGGACUGCUCAAGUGUGUAAAUCUAUGCAGUUUUGCUUAUCUGAUAAGGUUUUGGUGCCAAGGACCAAGUAUACAGUAUAGACUUCUAGAAGAUUUUGUGUUUCUAAAUUUCUUUUCACUUUUGGUCCUGCCUUUUGCUGCUUAUUCGUUUUUGAAGUACAAGCCAGAGCUUCACCAGUUUUCAUCUUCACCCUUGGUUUUUCAAAGUAUUUAUUUUGCUGCCAUUUAUAAAAAAUAAAAAUAAUUCUUUGAAUAUUUUUUUAAUCAGUUUAUUGUAUUUAUUUGCAGUGCUUUGCAUUUGCUGAUGGGUUUAUACAUUAUUUUCUUUUGGAUAAUGUUGAUUUUUGCCCUGUUUUAAAUUGAAAUUGCUGCAGUUGCUAGUCAGCAGUAGAUGCCCAAAUGUGACCUCAACUAAAUAAGUAAAAUAAGGAAGGAAAAUGAUGUUGAAAUGGGGAGGACACUGAGCGGUCUUAGGGUUUCAUGCUGUUUUCCUCUUCUCAACAUAUGUAUCCAUCCUCUUGCAGACCCAAACACUUCUCUUUUCUGGAGUAUUUGGCACGCUGGGUACCAGAACUAAUGAGAUAAAAAUUGACACAAAGGGAAAAAAUGCAGUGUUGAAGAUUUUUUGUUGGAGUUCUCUGUGAAGUAAAUGGUGAGCUCAGGGCUACAUUACUAUUGACCAAAAAUAGAAUUGUUUAAAUGUAGCAGGAAUAUUCCUCGAUUAACAAGAAAUUUAAUUUUAUCUGGGCAUACUCUGGAGUAAUAGGUUUUGAAAAACAAGGGUAUUCACUUUUGUGCUUGAAUUUAAACAUUGUUAACAUGCUUAGACUGUUGCCUAUUUUUUUUUCCAGUAUUUUGAUUGUGAAUUAUUUCUUAACUUUUGCAGUGUUAUAUUUGUAUUAGAGUUCAGGACUAGAGUGAAUUUUUUUUUUUUUACAUUAAUGGAACUUUAAAACCAGUGCAAGAGUAUAAAAAUGUUUUUCAAUACCUUAAUGCAUAAUAGAUCAAGAAGGAACAUGACAUUUAAACAUUGCAAAAUAUAUCUUUGCAAUUUGCAGCUUUGAUGCUCGUUUUUUUUCCUUCAGUUAAUAAGUAGACCGUUAGUAUUUUUGUUAUA